CAGCUUGGAAACUGAUUCAGAAUGAACCGUGGAUGUAUAAAGAGAAGGAAUGAACUGGGGAUUGGGAUUGUCAAAUAAUAUAAAAUAACUGUCCUCUAUUGUGUUUCAUUCGUCCUGGAUCAUCUCCGCCGCGUUUACCGCGACAAGAACCAGAAAGGAGGAAUAGUAGGGGAAACAAUAACGUUUUUCUUAGUCAACUAGCAAGCUAACAAGCUAGCUGACGUUAGCUCCAGGCUCACAUAGACAGCAGCAUCAGUAGCUGCUCAUAAUAAAACACAUCAGCUCUCUCUGAAAUGUAUGUUCUUUACACAAUCAUUGCGUCUUUAGUUUCUUUUUUCAUUUUGAAGUGGAUGAAAAAGAGGAGGUAUUGCACCGACCUGAAAAGACUUGAUGGCAAAACAGUUCUCAUUACAGGUGGGAAUUCUGGCAUUGGCAAGGAGUCAGCUAUUGCCUUGGCAAUGAGAGGCGCCCGUGUCAUCAUCGCUUGCAGAGAUGCGGACAAGGCUGAGAAGGCUGUGAGGGAGAUCAAGUUCAAGAGUCACAGCCUUAACAUCCUUCACAUGGAGCUGGAUCUGGCCAACCUGUGCUCUGUAAGGGAUUUCUGUAAGAGCUUUCUCCAGAGAGAGAAGAGGCUUGACAUCCUGAUCAAUAAUGCUGCCAUGCCCAGUGUCCUCGACUGGACGGACGACAGUUUCAGCAUGUGUUUUGGCGUCAACCACUUGGGUCACUUCCUCUUGACCAAUCUGCUUCUGCCUCGCCUGAAGGAAUGUGCCCCCAGCCGGGUGGUCAUCCUCACAUGCUCCACAUACAAAUACCAGAAACUGGACUUCCAGGACCUCAACUACAACCUGCUGCCCUUCUUCACUUACUGCCGCAGCAAGCUGGCCAACAUCUACUUCAGUCAGGAACUGGCCCGCAUCACAGAAGGGAAAGGAGUGACCUCCUAUGCUGUGCACCCUGGUUUUGUCCAAAGUGGUUGGACGUGCCACUACUCCAUCCUGUUCCGGAUGCUGAUGCAGGUGAUCAUGUGGAUGUUUUUUGUGCCGUGUGAGAUUGGAGCUCAGACUGUCAUCUACUGUGCUGUGUCAGAUGAAGCUGCCAAAUACAGCGGGGGUUACUUCGUCGACUGCCGACCAGCUACUCUGCGUCCUUUCGCAAGAGACGCUGGUGUGGCAAAAAAACUGUGGGAAGCCAGUGAGAGACUGGUGAAACUGGCCUGAUGAUGGAAGCUGGUUCUUUGUUUUUAUGACAAGAGUUAUGUAUUUAUUUUUAUUUUUACAUAUUUAUGUUUUUCAUUAACAUUUUGUUGUGUACAAUGCAUUGUACUAUUUGUAUCUUUUUAUUGUUUUUCUCAAAACUUUUAGAGUCAACAAUUCUAAGGCAUUUCAUAUGGAAAGUUACUGUAACUUGUUAAUGUACUUGUUAAUAAAUCUAAUGGCACCACCUGCUGGUAGGAACAA
Siniperca chuatsi (mandarin fish) is the source of this 1460-nucleotide messenger RNA. RefSeq lists its product as uncharacterized. The record is from RefSeq and is a predicted model, not a curated record. The transcript has 4 exons. NCBI's taxonomy places the organism in Eukaryota, Metazoa, Chordata, Actinopteri, Centrarchiformes, Sinipercidae. Bases 294 to 1220 code for a protein of 308 amino acids.